UUCUGGUUAGCUAUUGUAUAUGUUUCGCCUCGUUCCGGUUGUGACGUUUGGGACGUUUUGUGGCAGCUGCAAAUUAUUUAUUUUUUAAUUCCACAGCGACUAGUCUACACGUCAACCAUUUGCAGUUCCACGCUAUAGUUUUUUAUGUGCCGUCGCAAUAAUAACUGACAACCGAUGGCGCCCGGAACGAGUACCGAUGCCGAACCGCUGAGCAUUCCACGCGAGUUUGGUAUCAAACGCGAAAACAGCGAAGCUCCGGAACAAGACGAAAAGAAAUUCAAGGCGCCUCCCAUCGUCGAGGAACCCAUUGUCAAACCCACCGUGCGAUGUAAAUAUUGUUACAAAACCCAAACUGAAAGCGCAAUCAUGCCGCCUAACGCUGAACCGGAGUGCAUUGUGUUGACCAACGAUACGUUGGCCAAUAUUUACACGGACAAUUUCGAUUUCAUUCAGCACAAUCUCACUGAUUUUAGUAUAUACGACGAAAACGGACACAUGUGUUCUAUCGACACGGGUAUGAUGGAAAGGAACAUGGCGCUGUAUUUAACAGGUUAUGUGAAACCUGUUUACGAUCAUAGUCCGAGUAUCGAAGAGGGGAUCCCCGCCAAAGAACUGGGCCCAAUACUGGAAUGGUGGCUCUCUUCAUACGACGGCGGCGACAAAGCUCUGAUCGGCGUAUCUACCGACUAUGCUGAUUAUUUACUAAUCGAACCACACCCUAAAUAUAAAAAGUAUAUGACGUCUGUCACUGAAAAAAUACAUUUAAGCAAGCUUGUUAUUGAGAGCAUAUUAAAUAAUAGUGAAUCGGACGAUCCAACCUAUGAAGAUAUUUUAAAUUGCAUUGUUAAUUCUGUUAAUCCAGCAACAGGAAAUAAUUUUACUGAAGAAGACCUUAUUGCUCAUGCUCAAUUUGUUCUUGAUCAAGUGACCGAAUACGAUUCAAACGAUACGUAUUACUUACCUUUAGCUGAAACUCAGUGUAUCGACACAUUAACUCAGCUUUCUGGUGCAGCGAAGCCUGUUAAAGCGCCGUCUAGAAGAUUAGAAAGAGGUGGACAUCGAACUCGAGGUGUUAAAACAGAUGUUGCCAAGCGAGAAUUUAGUAAAGCAACGACUACUGAAUUAGUAAAAGAAGUAUUUGAAAAUAUGUUUGCUGCCCAAUUGGACGGUGAAGAUAAAGAGAACGAUGCCACAGUAAACUGCAAUAAACUGAUAAAAAAUGUAAUCGAAGACGCUUGUAAUGUAAAAAUUAAAACAGAUGAAGAAUCUGACGUUGAUGAUAUUAACAACAGCCAAGUGAUGUGGAAAAAUAAAAAACUUCGUGAAAUGAUGUUUGUAGUUGUAAAAAAUACUGAUUUAGCAGUGCCGCUUAUUGGGCGCAUUGAAUAUUUCUACAAAACAAACUUUAAAGAUAAGGCACACAUUAGCUUAUUUAUGCAUAGUUAUGAAACGGUAUUAGGUGAAACAUCAGAUCCGCAUGAAAUUUUCGCUUUAAAAAAAUGUAAAAAUAUUGAAAUAAAUAAUAUUGACAGCAUACUUAAUGUUCAUCAAAAACUUCCUAGUGAUAAUUGGUUUAAACUCGGUGGUUCAAAAUUAGAAGAUCUUAUGGAGCCAGUUAAUCGCAAUGACAAACAAUCAUUUUUCUAUCAAUUGUGUUACGACAAUGAACUAGGACGUUUCGAAUAUCCAGGUUGUUAUUUGAAUAUUGAAGAAAUGAAACUAAGCGAAAACUAUUGUCGUAAUUGUGACAACGAAAAGGUAGAAAAAAAAUCACAAAUGCCAGUACUUCUCGAAUUUAUUGAACAAGAUAGUAAAAUACUGUAUUAUUAUAAAAUUAAGUAUAAACGCGAAGAAUAUAAAAUAGGAAAUUUUAUUUAUUUAGAGCCUGAUAUUUUUUUAAAAGCCAAAAGAGCAAAUUUUGUUGAUAAAAAGCGAUUUGUGCAUAGGGAUUCAAAUAAGAAUAAAAGUCCUCAAGGACUUAGAAAAGUCGACGAAGACGAAUACCCAGAGUAUUAUCGUAAAACUCUAGAAAACACUAUGCGCGGUUCAAACGAAAACACUCCCGAUCCAUUUGAAAUAGCUGAAAUAUUAGCCAUUUACACUUUAGACAACGAUAAGAAAAAUGCUAGACUUAUUGUACGGCGUAUGUACCGAUCUGAAAAAAUACCCAUAGAAGACUUUGCCAAAAAUACCGACAUGAACUUGUUACUUUGGUCAGAGGAAGAAUUCAGAGUGACACAUGAAAACAUAUGUGGGAAAUGUUAUGUGGCCUACAUCAAUAAUAUUCAAGAGCCUCUCACUUGGACAGCAAAGGGACCGGAUCGUUUUUAUUUUAAGAACAAGUAUGAUUUUUUGACUGACACUGUUGUUCCAGAUCACGAGCUGCCCUGCUCGGCAAGACUUACUGGCAAAGAAGUUUACGUGAACUACAAUUAUAAAUAUGUAGACGAAGACAAAAUACAAUAUAUUCCUAGUUAUCCAAAAGUCGAACCCUUGAGGGGCUUGGAUAUAUUUGCUGGCUGUGGUGGUUUGUCGAGAGGCUUAGAAGACAGUGGAUUGGUUAAAAGCAAUUGGGCUAUCGAGUGUGACGAUAAGGCAGCGGCCGCAUUCGGAUUAAACAAUCCUGAAUCGACAGUAUUUGUUGAAGACUGCAACUAUCUCUUGAAACAAGCUAUGGCUGGUAAUUUGACUAACGAAAAAAACCAAAGAAUACCACAAAGAGGUGAAGUAGACUUCAUUUGCGGCGGGCCUCCAUGCCAAGGAUUUAGCGGUAUGAAUCGUUUUAACUCUGGUCAGUAUUCAUUGUUUAAAAAUUCUCUGAUCGUAUCGUUUCUCUCGUAUAUUGAUUUUUAUCGUCCAAAAUUUUUUGUUAUGGAGAACGUUAGAAAUUUUGUAUCAUUUAAGAGAAGCAUGGUGCUCAAACUGACGCUCAGGUGCAUCACUCGAAUGGGUUACCAGUGUACGUUUGGCAUUCUUCAAGCGGGUAAUUUUGGAGUUCCCCAAACUAGGAGACGAUUGAUUAUAUUAGCCGCAGCGCCGGGUGAAAAACUACCACUUUAUCCAGAACCCAAACACGUAUUUAAUCGUAGAGGUUCGAGUUUGAGUAUUCAAAUUGGUGAUCAUAAAUUUAGAACUAAUUGUAAGUACGAUGAAUCGGCCCCUAUGAGAACAGUAACAGUUUAUGAUGCAUGGUCUGAUUUGCCCGAAAUAAAUAACGGUGCAUUCAAUGAGCGUAUCACAUAUAAAUCCCGACCGCUUACACAUAUGCAAAAACUACUCAGGUUUCCAAACCAUCGUUUUAGCGAAUCUGUACUGAUCGAUCACAUUUGUAAAGACAUGUCUCCUCUUGUUCAAGCUAGAAUGGAACUCAUACCGCUCGGUGAAGGCAGUGAUUGGAGAGACUUGCCCAAUAUAGAAGUAAAGUUAUCGGACGGAACAAUGACGACCAAACUUCUUUACACGCACAACGACAUUAAAAACGGAAAAGGCAAAAAUGGCGCAUUGCGAGGAGUUUGUCCGUGUGCUAGCGGAGACAAAUGUAACCCGCAAGAUCGUCAAAAUAAUACAAUCAUUCCGUGGUGCUUACCCCAUACCGGUAAUAGACAUAAUAACUGGGCUGGACUGUAUGGUCGUUUGGCUUGGACCGGGUUUUGUUCGACUACCAUAACUAAUCCCGAACCAAUGGGCAAACAGGGUAGAGUGUUACAUCCUGAACAACAUCGUGUCGUCAGCGUUCGAGAAUGUGCAAGGUCUCAGGGCUUUAAAGACUCGUACAUAUUUUAUGGACCUAUUGUGAACAAACAUAGGCAAAUCGGUAAUGCCGUUCCGCCACCAAUGGGCACAGCAAUCGGCUAUGAAAUAAUUAAAGCCAUGACUCAAAAACCCACUACUAAGGUAGUAACGUAUGUACGAAAAACGGAGAAGGAGGAACAUAUUGAGAUUGUAGUGAAAAAAUUGUAGUGAACUGGUGUAGCUGUAGCUGUUUCCUAUUGAAUAGAAAAUAGCUAAGACUUUUAAUUUUUGUAUGGUGAAUUAAAAAAAAUCAUAUGAAUUCUUCGCUAUGUGAUUAUUGUCUAAUACCGCUAUUAUAACUGUAUGCAAAUAAUUUUAUUUUUUAUAACCGUUCUUCAAUUUUAAAUUAUAACGUAUUUAUUAUGAACUCUAUUUAUAUAGAAAUGUAUUGUAUGUAUUAUGUAAGAAAAUUAUUUAACCUUAGCUGUUUUAGGCAAUCUAUAAAUUAUAACAUAAUUAUUUUUAUUUUAAUUUAAGGGUGGAUGAUAUUAUUAUCAUCCUUUUUUAUACAAUAAUAUGUAUAUACUUGAUUAAUGUUUUCUUUUUUCGAUAUAGUUUUAACUUUAGGAUUAUUUUUUAUUAGUUAUUUUAUGUUUAAUGUAUGCUCAAUUUAAUUGGUACAUCAUACAACUUGUAUCGUUUGCCAAUUCGUACUACUUUACAUAAUUUUAGUUUUUUAUUAAAUAUGUAUUACACAUAAAUAUACCAUUGUUUUAAUAUAUAUAUACCAUUCGUUUAUUGGUAAAUUAAUUAUAAAUUAAUGCAUUCAAUUACAGCUUUGCUUAUUGUUUAUUUUUAGAUUCCAUGUCAAUUCUGUUUAGAUUAUUUUUGUCAACAAUUGUAUGUACAUUUAGUAUUUGUAUUACUAUUAU
Adelges cooleyi (spruce gall adelgid) is the source of this 4664-nucleotide messenger RNA. RefSeq names its product DNA (cytosine-5)-methyltransferase PliMCI-like. The record is from RefSeq and is a predicted model, not a curated record. The coding region runs from base 175 to 3960 and encodes 1261 amino acids. NCBI's taxonomy places the organism in Eukaryota, Metazoa, Arthropoda, Insecta, Hemiptera, Adelgidae. Gene Ontology annotation, molecular function: DNA (cytosine-5-)-methyltransferase activity; chromatin binding. Gene Ontology annotation, cellular component: nucleus. The transcript has 2 exons.